Messenger RNA from Coregonus clupeaformis (lake whitefish), 1139 nucleotides. Its product is annotated as ADP-ribosylation factor-like protein 1. Gene Ontology annotation, cellular component: Golgi apparatus; cytoplasm. Gene Ontology annotation, biological process: intracellular protein transport; vesicle-mediated transport. Bases 2 to 628 code for a protein of 208 amino acids. The transcript is spliced from 6 exons. Gene Ontology annotation, molecular function: GTP binding; GTPase activity. The record is from RefSeq and is a predicted model, not a curated record. NCBI's taxonomy places the organism in Eukaryota, Metazoa, Chordata, Actinopteri, Salmoniformes, Salmonidae.
GAUGCCACUCACAGUACAGGAAAUAUUUUCCUACAAAAAGCCUUGCAUUCUGAUUGAUAGCAGGGAUUGUUAUUAUUCAAAAAUGGGUGGGUUCUUCUCCAGUCUUUUUUCUGGCCUGUUUGGCACCAGGGAAAUGAGAAUACUGAUCCUGGGGUUGGAUGGAGCUGGGAAAACCACAAUCCUUUACAGACUUCAAGUUGGGGAGGUCGUCACCACAAUUCCCACCAUUGGUUUCAACGUGGAAACGGUGACAUACAAGAAUCUGAAGUUCCAGGUGUGGGAUCUUGGGGGGCAGACCAGUAUUAGGCCUUACUGGCGCUGCUACUACUCCAACACCGAUGCUGUUAUCUAUGUAGUGGACAGCAGUGACAGGGACAGGAUGGGAAUCUCCAAGUCUGAACUGGUGGCUAUGCUUGAGGAGGAGGAGCUGAAGAAGGCUAUACUGGUGGUGUUUGCCAACAAGCAAGACAUGGAGCAGGCCAUGACUCCCACUGAGGUGGCCAACUCCCUGGGCCUGCCAGCACUCAAAGACAGAAAGUGGCAGAUCUUCAAGACCUCCGCCACCAAGGGAACAGGGUUGGACGAGGCCAUGGAAUGGCUGGUGGAGUCUCUCAAGAGCGGACAGUAACCUCAGCCUAACACCAUGCAAAUAAAUGUGACUUCCCAUCGUAUCUUUAUGCUCCUGGGCCCGGUUUCCCAAAAGCAUCUUAAUGCUAAAUUCAUCGUUAGAAUCUUAGUAGGAGCAUCUUUAAAUCUCUGAGCUGUUUCCCAAAACCAUCGUUACUAAAGUUGCACUUGAAAACGCUAAUUAUUUACCGACUGCUUCACCACUCGUAGAACAGCUAAGUGCGUUGUUUUUGCCCUUUGCGUCACUUUAUUUACAGAAGAUCGCUGCUAAACAUAGAAUCAAGAUGUUUAUCUGUCUGAUUGUGACUGCCGAUAACUUCAGAACGAAGUUGACUACAAAUACGAAGUUGCCAAAAUCUUUGCAAUUGUUACAAACAAGUGAAGGAUAACAAGAUGCAUCAAAUUAAAACCGAGACGACUGCAUUAAAAGAUAAACGGGGCCCCGUGUAGCUCAGUUAGUAGAGCAUGGUGCUUGCAACGGCAGGGUUGUGGGUUCGUUUCCCACGGGGGGC